Molecule: messenger RNA, 2555 nt
Organism: Poecilia reticulata (guppy)
Lineage: Eukaryota; Metazoa; Chordata; Actinopteri; Cyprinodontiformes; Poeciliidae
Product: hyccin 2
Biological process (GO): protein localization to plasma membrane; phosphatidylinositol phosphate biosynthetic process
Cellular component (GO): plasma membrane
Source: RefSeq, a predicted model, not a curated record
ACUGUCUUUCAGCACCAUUGCAGUGUGGAGAGAUCAUUUGAAGCUCGGAGACACACAGGGAUCAUUGGAAGGAAAAGUACCCGACCUGAGUGACCGCCCUGGGCAAACACAUCUUCUGCCUCCCUGUGAUUCAGUCAAUGUGUUACGGCUCGUUUGCCAUUCUGCAGUCCAACCAACCAGGAGACUUCCUCAGCGUCAGGUUGUGCCAGGACGGGUAGCUGGGGACCGCACACGCACACAGCAGAUGCUCCCGGUGUUGGAGCUUGGCUGCCAGCAGUCAGCCUCAGUUAAGCGAGCCUCGGCCUGGUCACGACUGAUGAAAAGCGAGGAUGUCCACCAGGUGCUGACAAGAAGAGGCAUGCUAACGGUGACCCUGAGAGAGUGACAGAUGUGUGCCACUGUGGAGAACCAGUUACAUCUCCCUGCGGAGAUUUGAUUUCCUGGGCGCUCAGGCAUCCAGGAGGGGGGUCUCUGAAAAAGAUGCUGGGUUCAGAGCGAGGUGUCGUUGAAGAAUGGCUCUCCGAAUUCAAGUCCUUACCAGAAACCCACAUCCCCAGCUACGCUGGCAGCCUUCAUCUAAAGAAGUCUCUGGUACCGGCGCUGUACAGAGUCAUCCAGGACCCCAACAACGAGCUGCUGGAACCUGUGUGCCACCAGCUGUUUGAGCUGUACCGGAGCUCUGAAGACCGCCUGCGACGUUUCACCCUGCAGUUCCUGCCUGAACUCGUGUGGGUUUAUCUGCGCAUCACUGCCAGCAGGGAUCGCCAGAGCAAUGGCUGCAUCGAGGCCCUCCUCUUGGGUAUCUAUAACCUGGAAAUUGUUGACAAAGACGGAAACAGCAAACUUCUUUCCUUCACAAUCCCAUCUCUGUCGAAACCAUCUAUAUAUCAUGAGCCUUCUAGCCUGGGGUCCAUGGCUCUGACUGAGGGAGCGCUGUGUCAGCAUGACCUGAUCAGAGUGGUUUACAGCGGCCUCCACCCUCAGAGAGAAACCUUCACUGCACAGAACAGGUUUGAGGUCUUGUGUUUCCUUAUGCUCUGCUACAACUCUGCUGUGGUCUACAUGCCCCUUUCCUCCUACCAGGCCGUCUGCAGGAUGAGCUCACGGGUGUGUGUAUGCGGCUUCCCUCGACAACAACAAAAGCUCUGGAGAGAACCUUGCAACCGCGUCCUGCUGGACCCCGAGUUCAUGGUGCAGAUGCUCACUGCCGUUUACCACGCUAUAUACAAUGGAGAGUGGGAGAUGGGGCGAGAAGCUCUGGAGGACAUUGUCUACAGGGCCCAGCUGGAGCUUUAUUCCCAGCCUCUCCUGCUGGGGAACGCCAUGAAAAACUCUCUGCCAGAAAGCGCUCCUGAAGCGCCGCGGGGACGCAAGGUGCUUCAGGUGGAGGUGACCCCCACCAUCAGCCGUAUAUCCAUCUCGGCAAUCACCACAGCUUCCAUACGGCGCCACCGCUGGAAGAGAGAGGAUUGUUUUGACUACUCAAGCGAUGCAGAGUUGAGCCUCACCAUCAGUCCUCCUAGCCUCRUCCAGCUCCACCACCUCCACGACCCUCCCAGGGAACCCGCAGCUAAAGAGGAUAGAGGAGGGCGGCAUCACAGCCACCACAGCAGCAGCAGCAGCAGCAUCAUUCCCCCCAUCACACUCGAGGAUGCUGACGGCAUGAGCGGCGGGGAGGAUUCCUUCAACAUCAACGAUCCGGAUGAAGGUUUCUCCUCUGGGGCUUCCAACAGCAGCCAGCCCAGCGGCACCAAGAGCGGCGGCGUGGGGCCGAGGGGCGGCAGCCUGAACAGCAGCAGUAGCAGCAUCAAGAAAGCCAUCACAGCGCGCCUGUCCAGGGACAAGGAGAAGAAGGAGGAGCGAGAGAGGGAGAGGGAGGCAGAGAAACAGGCGGAACAGUGUGUGAAUCAGCAGGCCACGGCGCCGAGGCCCCGCCAGAGGCAGCAGUCCCCCCCAGGCAGCAUCAAGCUGGACGCCAUCCACCUGAGCCCCAUUAAGAAGCACCUGAGCUUCCCUGCAGGGCACCCGCUGGUGCGGACUGGCAGCACCUCCUCCAGCAAGUCCUUCGACUGCAUGAMCCUGAACUUGAACGGAGGCGGGAACGAGCGAGAGGAGGCGGCGGGCGGCUCCGACAAGGAAACGGGGCCCUUACUGGGGGGCUCCCACCGCCACUCCACUGUCAGCCUGCAGGAGGAGCACCUGAACCGGCCGGAGGAGGCCCAGGCCCUCCUGUCCCCCGGAGCCCCUCUCACUAAGCAGUCGCGCUCUCCCAGCUUCAACAUGCAGAUCAUAUCACAGGUCUAAUGUCAGCGCAGGGAACCACAGAAACACACACACACACGCAAAUAUUUAUUCAGUUUCCAACACGACCACUCUACUAUGGCAACCUGGUCAGUUUCUGUGUUUAUGAGGUGGAAUAAAAAGAUCUCCAGAUCUCUGGAGCUUUGUCUCUACUCCUGCAGCGUCUAUUAAGGUUUGACCUGCAGUCACAGCUGGUUAGAUUCUAACACCAAACAUGUUGACGACUUCCCCAUCGCUGUAGCUACAGUCCCUCC